UGUAGCGUCAACCGAAACAGACGCUAAGAGCAAAGCUAAUGGUGAACUUCUGCCUCUGAUGUUGACGCUUUGGUGAGGAGCCUGAUUUUCUGUCAUCACGCCACAGAGUCACCUUUACCUUUCUUAUCUUCACCUGGACGCCGGCUCUUCCUCCCUGUGGCUCGUUGACCGGUUCUGCAGAACUGAAUGAGGUGCGGUCUUCUGCCGGUGCCGUUUUGUAAGUGCUGCUGCUGCCGGGAUGGGCCAGCAGAUCUCAGGUCAGGCGGUGAUGACCCGUCUGCCUGAGAAGCUGGUGAAACAUGUCGGGCUGGUGCGCGACAGCAGCUACCUCACCUACGAGGAGUUUCUGGCGAGAGUGUCCGAACUUAACGACGUUACGGCCAAGCUAGCUGCUGGACAGCAGAAACACCUGCUGUUUGAGGUGCAGCCAGGAUCCGAUGCCACAGCCUUGUGGAAGGUGGCUGUCAGGAUCGUCUGUACCAAGAUCAACAAGGAGAGCGGUAUGGUGGAAGCAUCACGCAUCAUGAACCUGUACCAGUUCAUCCAGCUGUACCGAGACAUCACCAGUCAGGCUGCUGAGGUUUUGUCUGCUGAGGGUGCCACCGAGGGCCCGUCCGCCCAGCUCCCCUCCACAGACUCCUGCCAGGCCAGCAUGUGGAUGGGCAGAGUGAAGCAGCUGACUGAUGAGGAGGAGUGCUGUAUCUGCAUGGACGGAAAGGCCGACCUUAUCCUGCCCUGUGCACACAGCUUCUGUCAGAAGUGCAUUGACAAAUGGAGUGGGCAGAGCCGAAACUGUCCGAUAUGUCGCCUGCAAGUGACUGCUGCCAAUGAAUCGUGGGUAAUGUCUGAUUUCCCCACAGAGGACGACAUAGCUGGCUACAUCCUCAACUUGGCUGAUGAGGCAGGCCACCCACACAGGCCUUAACACGCAGCGCACUGAGCCAAUUAUAUAACAAAGGAAAUCGGCCCGUACCAAGUAGACUUUGCAACACAAAAUGUCACUUUCACUGAAGAGGAGAUUUUUUUUUUCUUUAAAAGCUAGUAACGCAGAAGAAACCAGCAUGGUUUCCUAAUCUGUAUGUUCUUAAUGAUAGGUUUGGAACAUGAAAACAGUAACACUUAAUUUUACAGGUCCCUAUUUUACAUCUGAUUUCCUGGAAACCUUUGACAUAAUUUCCUCAAUCAUUGGCUGGUAUUUAACUGUAAAUUACAAGGAUACUAAGGAAGGGGUUAGUUGCCACCACUGUCUUCAUUCCCCUUUUAAUUAGUACAAAAUUGCGAAGUUCAUUGUUUGAAGGGUUUCUUCAGAAUAUCUUUAUAAGUUAAACCAGCUAAUUUUAAGGAAAGUUUCUAGGAAAUUAGCUGGAAAAUACAAAUGAAACCCUGUCUCUUUCAGUCCUAAAACUCCCAGGAUGCUCUUUGUAACCCACGUAUUGUAGAUGUGGUGCUUUAUGGGAACUGUGUGUGAUAAUAUGUUGUAUGAAGUGAAAAUUCAGUAUUUGUAGUAUGCUAUAAUAAAUUAUAAUCUUUUAAUUUAACACAGAAUAACCAGAAGUACAGCUCUUACAGUAUGUUUUGGGUGAUUUAACCAACAUGGGAGGAAAAGAGGCAAAGACCUGAUUUGGGACAAAACACAAACUGUAUAAUAUGAUUCCUGAUCCAAGCUGAAGUUGCCUUUGACUAUAUUAAACAUAUUAUAUUAAAAUUUAGAGGAAUAGUCUAGCAUUUUGGGAAAUAUUUGCUUCCUGUCUGCAAGUUAAAUGAGAAGAUUGAAACUGCUCUCAGUCUUCUCAUUUAACUCUCAUGCAGAAAGUGAAUAAGCACAUUUUCCAAAAUGUAGAACUUCUGCUUCAAGUGCAAAUCUAAGACACCAAACACACACUGUUUAUUCCAGAGUAUCUGGUCAAACUGUAAAGCCAAGGUUAUUUUCCUUAUCUAAAGCUGUUCUAUAGUCUGUGCAAUAUAACCCUGCAUGUUUAUAUCCCACAUGACAUGCCUUAUGAGCCGUGUUAUGUGAACAUGUUAUAAACUGAUGCUCUGAUCCACUGCAGGCCUGACGUAGUGACUGAUACUCUUCGGGUUGUACAGAACUAAUUAGUUUUAUAUGAUUUUACUGACUUGGCUUGCUGUGGUGUCAUCUUUACUGGUGGAAAUAACCACUAUUUAUUAUCUGUGCUGUUCUCAUCUUUUAAUUUUUUUAAAUAUAUUUUUUUCCGUUCCUUAAUUGUAUUAAGAUUAUUUUAAUCUGAUUGCUGUAGAAGUACUGAAGUACUGUAGUUCACACUCCCCAAAUAGACAUUCUUGUCUUUGC
This is a messenger RNA of Toxotes jaculatrix (banded archerfish), 2311 nucleotides long. RefSeq names its product ring finger protein 141 (gene rnf141). NCBI's taxonomy places the organism in Eukaryota, Metazoa, Chordata, Actinopteri, Toxotidae. Gene Ontology annotation, molecular function: ubiquitin-protein transferase activity. Gene Ontology annotation, biological process: protein autoubiquitination. The coding region runs from base 239 to 925 and encodes 228 amino acids. The transcript is spliced from 6 exons. The record is from RefSeq and is a predicted model, not a curated record.